UCCUGGACCAGGGUUCAAAUCCGUGUCACCUGCAUUGGCAGGCGGAUUCUUAACCACUGUGCCACCAGGGAAGCCCUCAUUUUCUAUUUCUUGAUCUGAGUCCUGUUUCCACCCAUGUGUUCAGUUGGUGAAAACUAACGAGCUCUUCGCUUUUGAGUUUGCCCGUCAACAUUAUUUACACUUCAAUCAAUAGUUCACCGGAAAACAACAGCAAAAACCCCAGAACGUCUUUAGAACAAAUUUUAAUUUCAAAAAUCCGGAUAAAUUCUUGUAAGCUGAACCUUUUUUCCCUGUCUUUCUUGGGGUUCCUGCUUUUCCUGUGUCCUAAGCCUUCAAGGAAUCUGUGCCUUCUUUUGAAAUGCUUUCUUGCCUUAUUUACCAAGCUUCCACACUACCUGGGGCCGCAUUCUCGGAGCUCCGGCUGGUGACUAAAUUGUCUCCUUGUCUGUCAUCUCGACUAGUCCUGAGUUGAACUCUUUGAGAUCAGAAAGACCAGUCCCGGCUGAUUCCGCUAACCCGGAGCUCAGUGCGCGUUGCAGAGCAGUAAUAAAUCAAAUCAGCCCGGGAGGCUGGGAGCAAGGCCGGAAGAAAUAUGCUGCGAAGAGGAAAGCGCCGCUCUGGUCUACCCAGCGGUGCCCGCCCGCUCGGACAUCCAGACGCGAAGCCACACCCCUUGCCCAAGCACCUCCCCUAACUCCCUCCUGGCCCCGCCCCUCACCCGUGGGCUUCUUAGGCCCCGCCCACCAGGCGUGGCCCUGCCCCGGGAGGGCCAGGAUCCCGCCAACAAUAACUCCGCCCCUCCUUCCGCUGAGAAACCUGUCCCUUUUAUUUAAAGAAUACGUUUACGUCAGCCCGCUUUACGUAGCUUGUCGUCAUCAGUGCAAGGCGCGGAGGCGGAACUUCCUGUCUCUGGUUCUAACAGCUUCCGGGAGAAGCCGGAAGAGACCGGACCCUGGACAGAAUCAGGGCUAGCCAGCCCCUCCCCCGGCCCCUACAGAAAGGUGAGUCCACGGGCCGUCUUGGCGAAGUCAAAACACUUAGUCUGGACGUUUCAGUGUGGACCCAGUCAGCACCCAGGCCAUGGAGCUCUCUGAUGUCACCCUUAUUGAGGGUGUGGGUAAUGAGGUGACUGUGGUGGCAGGUGUGGCGGUGCUGAUUCUAGCCUUGGUCCUAGCUUGGCUCUCUACCUACGUAGCCGACAGUGGUAGCAACCAGCUCCUGGGCACUAUUGUGUCAGCUGGCGACACAUCCGUCCUCCACCUGGGGCAUGUGGACCAUCUGGUGGCGGGCCAAGGCACCCCAGAGCCAACCGAACUCCCGCAUCCAUCAGAGGGUAAUGAUGAGAAGGCUGAAGAGGCUGGCGAAGGUGGGGGAGACUCCACAGGGGAACCCGGAGCUGGGGGUGGUAUUGAGCCCAGCCUUGAGCACCUGCUUGACAUCCAAGGCCUGCCCAAAAGACAAGUGGGCCCAGGGAGCAGCGGUCCAGAGGUGCCCCAGAGAUCUGAGGAUAGCACCUGCCUCAUCAAUGUGCGGCUCAAAUUCCUCAAUGACACCGAGGAGCUGGCUGUGGCCAGGCCAGAGGAUACUGUGGGUGCUCUGAAGAGUAAAUACUUCCCUGGACAAGAAAGCCAGAUGAAACUGAUCUACCAGGGCCGCCUGCUGCAGGACCCAGCCCGCACACUGCGUUCCCUGAACAUUACCGACAACUGUGUGAUUCACUGUCACCGCUCACCCCCUGGGUCAGCUGUUCCAGGCCCCUCGGCCUCCCUGGCCCCCUCUUCGGCCACUGAGCCGCCCAGCCUCGGCGUCAGUGUGGGCAGCCUCAUGGUGCCUGUGUUUGUGGUGCUGUUGGGUGUGGUCUGGUACUUCCGUAUCAAUUACCGCCAGUUCUUCACAGCACCUGCCACUGUCUCCCUGGUGGGGGUCACUGUCUUCUUCAGCUUCCUAGUAUUCGGGAUGUAUGGACGAUAAGGACCGUAGGGAGAAAAUGAAAGGCGUGGUCUUCCUCCUUUAUGGCCUCCCCCCUUUCCUGGCCAGAGCUGGGCCCAAGGGCCUGGGAGGGAAGGGUGGAAAGGAUGUGGUGGGUCCCCCUCCGUAGGACCCAGGAGGCAGGCAUGGGGCCUCUGCUUCACGUCCACGAGGGUACAGACAUCCCCUCUGUGCAAGCACAACUCAGGUAGAAAUGAGAAUGUCAUCUUCCUUCACUUUUAAGGUCCUGAAGUUCAGAGCUGAGCUGGUGUUCCAGCUCAGUGGGGAGCCUGGGCUCUGAGGAUUCCCUCCCAGCUGUGGCCCUAGCUCUUUCCAUUAUCCUGCAUGUCUGCUCCUCAGCCCCCAGCGCUGCCUGUCAGGGCAGCUCAGCAUGGCCCCAGCAUACUUCUAUAGGGAGCCUGGAGUAUCUUUCGGUUCCCUAGUGGAAUAUCCAUCUUUUGAGACUGAAAUCACAUGGGCAGGAGUGAAGUUUGUGUCAGCCUUCCCUGUAGGCACCUGGCCACCUCUACCUUCUCCCUCCACCCCGUAGCAGGAAUAGGGUGUUCUCUGUGUUCUGGAUGGUUUCCAGUGUUUUUUUCUUCAAAGCACUUUGCUUAUAUUCUUUUCUUAAAAAAAUAGUCCCUUAUAGAGCUCAGUCAGGAAGGGGAUUGGGGCACAAAGCCAAGCCCCCAGCAUUGGGAGAGGCCGGGCCACAGCUGCUGCUACCCUAGGCCUAAGGCUGUAAGCAAGAGGCAGCUCUGGCCCUCAGCCAGUGUCCUACUCUGCCCAGCUCCAAGGACGAGCUCUGGGUAUGGAGCACUGGGCCCCAGGCCCUUGCCUCUGGGGCUCUUGGAUGGAGGGCCAGUAUCUGUGACUGAAUAAAGUUCCAUUUUGUGGCC
Balaenoptera musculus (blue whale) is the source of this 2867-nucleotide messenger RNA. It is a transcript of the gene TMUB2, whose product is annotated as transmembrane and ubiquitin like domain containing 2. Bases 1081 to 1971 code for a protein of 296 amino acids. The transcript has 3 exons. The record is from RefSeq and is a predicted model, not a curated record. Lineage: Eukaryota; Metazoa; Chordata; Mammalia; Artiodactyla; Balaenopteridae. Gene Ontology annotation, molecular function: protein binding.